AUGUCACAGAAUAUACGAGAAUUAUCCAAUGGGAGUAUAAUAAAUACACAGGAGAUAGUUCAGUCUAUAAUUCACAUGAAGAGUACCAAGAAUAUUCCAUUAUUUAUAGGUCACAGGGGAAUGGGCAUAAAUCAUGCACAGGGAGAGAAUACAAUAGGAUCCAUUAAUACGUGUGGUACGUUUAUGAGUAUGGCAGAGAUAGAUGUACAAUUAAGUAAGGACAUGAAAGUAUUUGUAUACCAUGAUUUAGUACUUAAUGGUAUAAGUAUAGACUGUAUACACUCAGAUAUACUUAUAUCCUUAGGGAUACCAUUAUUAUCAGAUGUAUUAUUAAGUACAACAGUAGAUUUAAACAUAGAGAUUAAAUAUGAAGAACAAUCGAUACCUGUGGAUGUAUGGUGUAAAUAUAUUACACAAUGUGUAAAAAGUAAUAGCAGAGACCGGUUCAUUAUUUAUAGUUCAUUUAACAAAAAGAUUUGCGAAGAAAUCAAAAAGACGCAGGAUAUAUUAUACUUAGUGGAAGAAUUAACAGAACAUUCUGUACAAUAUGUAAUAAGUAAUGAUUAUACCGGGAUAGUCACAGAAGCAGAUGAAGUACUUAAUAAUACUGUAUUACUAAGCAAGAUUAAGCAGACCAAUUUAUUAGUUAUAACGUACGGUAAAGGCAACUCAGAUUAUAACAAGAUAGAUAAGCAGAUAGAAAUGGGUGUAAACGGGAUUAUAACGGAUAUAAUAGAAGACGUAUACAAGAAAUAUAUUAAAAUACCAUAA
Nematocida parisii ERTm1 is the source of this 771-nucleotide messenger RNA. RefSeq lists its product as uncharacterized. Gene Ontology annotation, biological process: glycerophospholipid catabolic process. The transcript has a single exon. Gene Ontology annotation, molecular function: phosphoric diester hydrolase activity. NCBI's taxonomy places the organism in Eukaryota, Fungi, Microsporidia. The coding region runs from base 1 to 771 and encodes 256 amino acids. The record is from RefSeq and is a predicted model, not a curated record.